This is a messenger RNA of Anneissia japonica, 3138 nucleotides long. RefSeq names its product transcription cofactor vestigial-like protein 2. Gene Ontology annotation, biological process: regulation of transcription by RNA polymerase II. Gene Ontology annotation, cellular component: nucleus. The record is from RefSeq and is a predicted model, not a curated record. NCBI's taxonomy places the organism in Eukaryota, Metazoa, Echinodermata, Crinoidea, Comatulida, Comatulidae. The transcript is spliced from 4 exons. Bases 701 to 1510 code for a protein of 269 amino acids.
GUCAUUAAGUUCCCGUGAUAGGCUAAUGAACUCUUUGCAUAUAGAUCAGUGUACUAAGUUUGCUUUCGGGAGCUACUCAAGACACAUGAACGGCUAUUAGAUCUUAGAAAUGGGGUAAUUAUAAAUGCAUCGUAGAGACAACUCUUUAAGAAACUACGCUCUAUACAUUUUAUAAACUCAGCGUACCUUUCUAUAUAAGUGCGAGGAAUAUUUGCGUCGUGUUAGCGAUUUUAAUAGGCCCAUUGAUCUUGCCUCCGAACCAUCCUCUUUUUGGAUUUGUAUCAUUUUUAUUUCGCGAAUUCAAGAAUAUUCAAAGAGGAGGAGAGUACCAGAAUUUAAGGAGGAAGACAGCAACGCCAAAAAAUAACUACCAUUAUGGAUGAUUCUUUGGUUAUUCUACAGUAUUUCAAGCAUGACCAUUAGACAGAGCGUCUUCUGAAACACGAUGAAGAGAGUUUAUGUUUGUAAUUGUCAUCAUAAAAAUAAGAUUCACUUCUCACAUCAUUAUACCGCCUAUCAUGAUAUUUUGAUAUCAAAGUUCUGAUAUGUGGAAACCUGACGUUCCAUCGGUUUGUUUAUCUGAUAUCUGUUGAUGAGGCGAUACAGAGUGGAUUAUUACGUAUCAGUGGAUUAUUACGUAUUUCAUCUAUAGCGGUUAGAUGUGUAUUUAGUUUAUGUAAAUAUUUCAGAUCAUCACAGGAUGAGUUGUAUGGACGUUGUGUACCAGCCACUACAGAGACAUCCCUUUUAUCAGCAUCCUCGUAAUAAGAACUCUGGUAAUGAUAAUGAGGCUGGUCAUUCCUUGGCCUCUGUCAAGGUUGAGGAGGACCAAUCCGAGUCAGGUAGUGACAAAGACUCUUUCCCAGAGGCGGAGUACGUCAGUGCUAAGUGCGUCAUUUUCACGUACUUUACUGGUGACACAAAUAAAGUUGUUGAUGACCAUUUCACGAAGGCAUUGAAUCAGCCAAGUAGUUUCACGUCUGAUGUGGUGGAACCAACGACGACAGGAAAACAGUCUAUCAUUGCCGAUAGAAAUAAUAACAAUAAAGGUUCUCUUAUGAGUCAACGUGCCUUCCCGCCUUCCUUUUGGAGCAGUAACUAUUACAAUAUGGGACGAAACAAUGGCCAUUCGGACCUGCCCACAUCAAUUCAAGAAAUGAUGUUUGGAGAUGCAUGCAACGGUUCCAGCUCCAAUCGCCCCGAUGUUUGGCAAUACAGUCUAGCGCAGAGCGCGUACACGCAUCGACCAAUCACUGAACUCGGUUAUGGCGUUUCUUCGAGUAACACUGCAGUGUUCAACCCACGGUACUCAUCGUUGUUGAUCCAGCCUCCAGUGAGACCAAGUCGAUUACCCAGCUUUCAAGCUCCAUGCGAGCCGUCCGAUCCUGGUUGGUCGAUUGCCUAUACAAACCCUAACAGCUCUGACUAUUCGUCGUACGCGCUGGACAAUGCUGCAACUACCUCAAUGGCAGAGAAUCAAGAUUCGAACAAGGAUUCAUUCUGGUUUUGAUUACACGGAUUUGUUGGAAGAAACAUUUGUACCGAGAAGUGGAUCGUAUUUGUGUCUGGAAAAUUCAGAGAGUUUGAUACGGUGUUCGAUGAUUUACAUGGUUGUUGUUGACUGCGUCAAUCCGUAGGAAUGCAGUAUGCGAUCACGGGUGUUUGUCGCACAUCAAUUAUAUAUUUGCAUGUAUGAUAUUCAAGUAAUACAGCGAACACAAGGAGUCGUACUCUCUGUUGUCUGCAACGUAAACGCGGAAAAAUCGAGAUUAAACGCGUUUGUUGUAGCUUUUUUCAUAGGUUACGAUCGAGUGAAGGCCCAUUAGAGAAGGAAUGUACACAAGGAACUAACCCGAGGUUUUUACUGUUUUUAAAUGGCAGAAAGCAAACGAAACACGUUUGGAAUGUUACGGCCAACUGGAAAAGUACAAGGCGAAGAUCGACGUUAUUGAGCAUGCGCAAUUUAGCACGAGCAAAUUGGUAACCAACUUAUUAUAAUGCAUAAUACAUAUUUUGUUGUGUUCAAGAGAAAAAAAGAGACUUUUUUUUAAUCGUAUUAAAUAUGAAAUUAUACGAAACCAGUAUAAUCAGUUCAUGAUCUCCGUUGAUUCUCAUUUUUGUUGUACACCCUGAGUUAUCACGAUGUCAUAUGGACACAUUGUUGGUAGACAACAAAGCAAAAUAUAGAGAGGCUUUGCCACCAGACGAAAUAUUUUUAUAAGCAGUGGCGUAUCUAGAAGUCUUGAGGUUAGGGUACUGGGGAAGGUGAUAGACAAAGUGAAGUGAAAAGCUCGAUGAUCAGUUGAGGGGCGCUAACUCGCAAAAUAACGUGAUUUUAGGUGAUAUUUUGUUUUUGGGGAGGGGGAUGCGCGAGUAAUUUUUGGGGUGGCGUGUGCGCCCCCCCCCCCUCCGCGCACCACUAGAUACGCCACUGUCUAUAAGUAACGUUACUUUAGUAGGCAAAUUUCGCGCUGAAAAUCCUUCACUUGCUCAAUCUAAACAUGUGUGUGACCUUCACUCCCCUUAAUAAAAAAGUGAACAUAAUUUGAUAUUAUUUGCAAAAAUCAAAAUUAUCUGAAUUUCCAGGCAUAGGAAUUAUACCAACGAUAAAUGGCAUUCCACUUUAAAGCUAGCUGGAAUUCCUAAACUUUGGCGAUUGCGUGUUGUAUUUAAACUCUGACGUUUUCGCUCCAUGCCCAUAGCAAGAAAUUUACUCAGGUUGCAAUGUGAUGUAAUACAUCUUUGGAAAUGUUGACAUCGCUGGGAUAGGUUUACACUGUUUUACUAAUAAUUACUGUACAAACGUUUGUAGUAAUAUUGUUCUCAUUAUUUUUAUUGUUAAUUUAUUGUUAUUGUUGUUGUUUAUUAUUGAUAUUGCCUAUAUUUAUUAUUAUUACUUAGAAUAGUUCUGCCUUAAUUUGUGUCCCACAUAAUUCAAUGAACAUUCCAAUAUGCUAUCACAUUAGCAAUCUCAGCCUUUUAAACCAAUUGCAGUACCAGAAUGUUCAUGAUUGAGUUUGUGCAGUUUUAUGAAAAGAAAUCUGUCGUUCAUCAAUUGCAUAAUAUCGGUAUGUUAUUACUCGAUCUACAAAUUAUGUAGUAAGCCUAAUACAUAACUUUAAUAAAAAUGUAUAUAUU